UCGUAUCGUGGCUUAACGAUCUGCCAACACAGUAUUUGCCCGCCUCCCAUCUCGUAGCCUUUGCUCCGAGAGUCUUCGCCGUCGGCCGAUUACCGGUGGUCGGAGGAGAUGUGCAGCGAAGCUAAGGAAGACACAUUCGACAAAGCCACAGCGGCUGUCGAAGAGCUGUAUCUCAUUAGAGACACCUUUUUUCCUGUAAAUCCCGAUGACAAAACUUCCAAAUUACGGGAGCUAUCGGAUCUUGCUCUCAAGAUCCUCGAUUCCAUUCCUCCAGAACAAAGGAAAUCGCCUUUGCAGCGUGCUAUGUAUGAAUAUCUAAGAGGAAAAAUGUUGGAUGUAUUUCCAGAAUAUAGAAAAGAAGCAGAGGACCACCUCUCCAAAGCUGUUAAGUUGAAUCCCUCUCUUGCGGAUGCUUGGCUAUGUUUAGGCAACUGCAUUUGGAAAAAAGGAGAUCUAUCUUCAGCAAAGAACUGCUUUACUCUAGCAUUAAACAAGCGCCCUGAGAAAAAGUUACUUUGUCAGUUAUCAAUGCUUGAAAGAAAAAUGGCUCAAGGUACUGAGAAUGAGGCAAAACUUGUGGAGGAAAGCAUUCAGCAUGCAAAAGAAGCAGUUACUUUGGAUGUGAAGGAUGGAAACUCUUGGUAUAAUCUAGGAAAUGCAUGCCUUACAAGUUUUUUUGUUACUGGAGCGUGGGAUCAUAGUAAGCUUUUGCAAUCUUUGAAGGCAUAUCAGAAUGCGGAAAAAGAUGAAAAAAUGUUGUCAAAUCCAGACUUGUAUUUUAAUUGUGCAACUGUUAACAAAUAUCUGGAGAACUAUUACAGGGCCCUAAGUGGAUUUGAGGCUGCUGCUUUGAAGGAUCCUAGUCUUAGUGCUACUAGGGAGGUCCACAAGAUGGUGACUCUUCUUGACAAAUUGGAUAACAUGUUGAAGGUAUACUCACAGGCACAUGCUAAAUCACGAAAAGGUGCGUCUUCGCCAUCAUCUGUGGAUGCUAUUAGUUCGAACUUCUCUUACAAGAGAACCACUAUAGACCAUCUGUCUGAGGGUCUGAACAAAACAGUGGCAGUAACUGGGAAGGUGUUGUUCUUCAUUAAGCAUGAUAGUCUUGCCCCACUAUAUUACUUGGCGUGUGAUUCAAACCAAACAUGCUUUGUUUUAUCAUUGUAUGGUAUGCGGAAUGAUACGGUUAAGGAAGGAGAUCAGAUUACCCUACUGGAACCAUAUUAUCGCAACCUUGAUUUUUCAUGGAAGGGAAAGUUUGAAUAUGUCGAACCAGCAUUACCAGUUCAAAUCAAUCCGCGUCGAUUUCUUAGAACAAGUUAUUGUCAAUGGAAAAGCUCCCUCCGCCCAUCAGGCAGUCCGGGCAUCAAUAUACGCCCAACACAAACCCUGAAAAGCUGUUGCCAAUGGAAUCUCUUUAAAAGCUGUUUAGGGCUAUGUAUUCCAUAUUUUUUAUGGUCAUUUGUGUGUUAGCUGUAAAUAGAUUUGGUAUGUGAAUGAAAAGAUGUGGAAAUUUUUUAACAAUCAGCACCCAUAGGAAUCAGAAGGAAAAGAUUUGCGUUGGAGUUUUAAGUUUGCAUUUUGUUGGAUGUGAGUUGUAGCGUUGCUGAGUUUUGUGAUUUGAAUUGGAUAUUUUUAGUGAGUGAUGUAUUUAAUAUUGGUUUUUUUUUUUUUU
Messenger RNA from Cucumis melo (muskmelon), 1675 nucleotides. RefSeq lists its product as uncharacterized. Lineage: Eukaryota; Viridiplantae; Streptophyta; Magnoliopsida; Cucurbitales; Cucurbitaceae. The record is from RefSeq and is a predicted model, not a curated record. The transcript has 13 exons. Gene Ontology annotation, molecular function: protein binding. Bases 109 to 1473 code for a protein of 454 amino acids.